Molecule: messenger RNA, 2370 nt
Organism: Vitrella brassicaformis
Lineage: Eukaryota; Vitrellaceae
Source: the annotation of a GenBank genome assembly
GCCGGGAAGAGCCAAAAGUGUCAGGAACGCAAACCACACUAGAUCUGAGCUUGCGCCACGCUAAUCAUGAGUCGUGCUGGUCAGCCCUCCGAGAAUCUGGUGAGGCGGAACAGUCACGAGCUGCGGCGCAUUCACUCAUUCCUUCAUUCACUCAUUGAUUGUGUCUGUCCGCCCACCUGCACGCACAGGAUGGGAGUCCAGCGGUGCCAUUCGACCAGCACGUUCGCCUGCUGGCCGAUUACAUCGAGGAGUACCUCGACGAUGAGACGCUCAACGAGGGAGACCAGCCUGCAGGCUUUGAGGUGACCACCACAGCGACAGAACCAAUGCGUUUCAGGCGUGCUCCGUGUGUGUGUGCAUCAGGUGGAGGGGCGUUUGGGUGUGAUUCGCGACAACUAUGACGAGCGCCUGAAGCUGCCCAUCGAGUCAGAAGUGCUCCUCAAACCGCCGGUGAGGCGAUCAGGCCGGACUGGAGUGAAGGGUGCUGAUGCGCUGACCAGGUCUGCUGAUCUGUGCCUGUCUGUCUUGCUUUAUCUGUCCGUGUCGGCAGGAUGACGACGAAUUCUCAUACCGGUUUGAUCCUGGCGUGUCAGAGGUAGGUAUGCCAGUGCGCAUGGAACGGAAUCCACCAUUCAUUUCAGGUGGCACCUGUUGCCUGCCUGCCUGCUGUGUUUCAGAAACAGUUUCAGGACAUCAUGGCUCGCCUGAAGGACAUGCUCGAUCUCAGCGCUGCCAAGACCGACAGCUCAGCCCCGACCCCCUCCCAGCCCACGCCGCCCAAGCGUGGCCGCCAUCGGGUGGUGAGUGCCAAGCAGGAGAUCACCGACGACGAGUACCACCGAAGCCCGAGGCACCCGAAUGAGGCUGUGCGUGUGACCUACCCCCACCCAAAGCCCGCCAACGCCAAACCCAAAGAAUUCACCAGGUGCGUGUGUGUGGGCAGUGAGGGAGGCAGGGGUGCGGGGACGGUGGAUCGUCACCAUGAUGUGUUUCGGUUCGGUGCCGGUGCCAUCUCAUUCAUGUCAGGAAGCAGAAUCUUGUGACGCUUAAUUUCUGGACGGGCCGGGACGAGUCGGAUGCGCCGGGGACUGACGAGGAGCCGCGCCAUCUGAUAGACUUCAGAAUCGCCAUCAACCUCGAACACAGGGGUCAGUCAGCCCACAGCCAGGCGAGAGAGACCAUCUAUGGCACACAGGGCAGACAGUGACGAUCCGUGUGUUUGGUGUGGUGUGGUGUGUACUGCAGAGAUCGUGUGUCCGAGUCCUGCCACCCUGACGUUCGCAAGAACACGAAAUCGACAGUCUUACAUGUGAGUGCUCGAGCCGGAGACCAAAGGACAGCUGCCCCCACGCCCAUGUGGCUUCAUCCAUCCGACCGGCUGUGUGUCUGUGUGUAUCUAUCUCAGUUUGCAGGACUGGAGGAUCGAUUCGACUGUCGUGCAAUCGGGCAAACCGGUGAGGAAGGUGGAAGGAAGCAGUUAAUAUUGACGAGCUCCUUUUACACCUGUGGGCCCACGAUGGAUGUGUGUGUGUAUGUGCAAUGCAAUGCGUCAGCGGGCUGACAUGCAGGGACGGACCUAUGAGCUUGAGGUGGAACUCAACGAGUGAGUGAGCGACACAACUUACAGUAAUGGGCAGAGGGGGGUCAAUCGCGUCGGUUCCUCCGUCCGUCGGCCCUUUUGCAGGGACUCGUUGCGCGAGCAGGUGACAAGGAAGAAGCAGGGAAAGGAACACAGACUAUAUCACGUACUCCAAGGUACACACACAUGGACACACUCACAUACACAUACACACGUAGGCCUGCUUCCGCCUCUGUGUGUUGGCCUGACAGAGUUCUUCGGCGUGCUCCGCGAUUGGUCGUCGUUCCUGAACCUUCACUCUGCCCCCAUCAGUGUGGCCGACACGGCACUCGCCAUGCCGCACGCACAGGAGGGUGCACAAGACGGAGUCAAAAGUGAGAGCCGAUGCCGCAGAACCGUGCAAGCCUGGGAUGGGUGGCCAUAUGCUGUGUUGUGUCUGAAUGCUUCUUGGUCAGUUGCCGACCUUCGCGACUGCGCCCCACCGCAGAAGGUGCGCUGAACACGAGCUGGCUGGGAGGGAAAGGCAAAUGUGUUGAUGCUCCCUCUGUCUGUCUGUCUGUGUGUGUGUGUGAUAUGAAGAAUGUGGAGAUGUAUUUGGCCACGAUAGGUCCCGUGAUGCCGCUCAUCGGCGACUACCUCUUCACCGCAGUGGCGCCUGCACUGAUGGAGGCAGACAGAGACAAGGAGAAAGAGACGCAGAUGCAGACAGACGGUGCGGAAUCAGACAAGGGAGAUCAGGCGAUGAAUGGGCAACAACAGGGCAGGUGAUCUGAAUGAUCAGUCGUGGGGGC